AUGUCAAGCGAAUUCUACUCUCAGCUUUCUUCUGAUUUUGCCAAAACAUUACAGAAUGGAGAAAAGUGUGAUUUAAUUAUCCAUGCUGGUGAAGGAGAAAACAGAAAGCAAUUCAAAGCGCAUACUUUGAUACUAGCAAUUCGAUCGAGCUACUUUAAAGUUGCAUUAUCUGAACAAUGGCUUAGAAAGACCGAUGAAUGUUACUAUUUUGAAAAGCCGAACAUUGAACCUGAGGUUUUUGAGAUCGUUCUAAAAUACUUGUAUACAGGGCAUGUAAACAUAACAGAAUGCGACGACUCUACUAUUCUCAAAUUGCUGCUAGCAUCCGACGAACUGAAUCUUAAUGAACUUCUUCAGUUUGCAUUGGAUCAUCUUAUCGAAUCGAGAACAGCCUUUAUCUGUGCACAACCUAUUUAUUUGCUCAAUUUGAUUUUGAGACUCGAGUCGUGCCAGAGAAUUGACGCUUGUUUCGAAACAUGCUGUCAUAUGAAGUGUGGGAAAGAUGCGUCGAACAAUAGGAGAGAAGCAUAUCACCUCAUUAAUCAAGAGUUGGAUAUACAUGAGGCAUCUGCUGUUGGGGACUUACAUAGGGUACAAGAACUAUUCGAGUUUCAUAGCGAAGGGCGUUCCGAAGAUUUAUUUCUAUUUGCAAACGAUAUGAAAACGACUACUGGCCUCACUCCGUUGCACUAUGCGGCUUCCAAAGGCCACUACGAAGUGGUGAAAUGGCUUGUCGAUACUGCAGGCGCUGUCGUGGAUUUGGAAGAUUUUACUGGAGAAACAGCGCUUCUGAAAGCUUCGUUCAGAGGUCAUGCAUGCAUAGUAUCUUUCUUGCUUGAGCGUGGGGCUAAAGUAAAUCGGAAAGACUCUGAUGGAUGGACCGCACUUCAUAAUGCUGCGGCACAAGGCCAUCUUCGGAUCGUGAUGCAUCUACUUCAACAUACAAACACCAUCAUCAACGUGGAGAAUGACAAAGGGUUCACCUCUUUGAUGAACGCUACAGCACAAGGACAUUUGGAGAUUAUAGAAUAUUUGUUGGAAAUGAAUGCAAACCCGUGUAUCGAGAAUGCGUACAAAGACACAGCAUAUGAUAUUGCUGCUAAAUGUCUAAACCGACCUUUGUGUGAGAUGUUGGAGGAGAGAGAACUCGAAUGGUCGAAAAGAAAUAGCGUACCCCCGUCAGUGCAUAACGGAAAACUAUUAGUACUUUAUGAGAAUCAGCGUGCGCCAUCAAGUUACAUUUUUCGAGGUUCACGUUGCUUCUCGGAAUCGGCACUUUUACCAAGUGAUACUUGUGGACCAUGGUCACUUCCGAGCGGAGAGUCCACGACGAAAACGGAUUUAGUAUUGUCGUAUAAGCUUUUAGGAUGGAUCAGAUUUUUUGACUGGGUGAUAGACAUGAACGGGUCACAAUUAGAUGCGGAAGGAUGGCAAUAUGCCAGGGAUUUUGAUGAUGACGUAUGGACAGCAUCGCCUAGCAGUAGUAUAAGACGUUGUGUUAGAAGGAGAACAUGGAUUAGUUACUGGCACUUGUCGUUCGUUGAUGAGGAAAAUUGA
This is a messenger RNA of Paraglomus brasilianum, 1557 nucleotides long. The record is from the annotation of a GenBank genome assembly. Lineage: Eukaryota; Fungi; Glomeromycota; Glomeromycetes; Paraglomerales; Paraglomeraceae.